AUGAUUCCAACAUGUUUCAGCCAUCCCAACACAAUCUCAAGCAACUCUCAAGUGCCUCAAAAUCUCAUCACAUGCAUUUACCAGACUCAGUUAUGCAAUUCUCCAACUUAUCUCACUCUUACUUGGUCCAAAAAUCUCUUCUCCCACUCUUUAACAAUCUAUGCAGCUGAUUCUUUCUCCGUCACCAUUUCUCUCUACCCUUCAACCUUCUCCUUCUUCCGGAACCGCCCCGGUUCCAAAUCCAUCUACUUGACCCACCACCAUUAUCAAAGAAUCAAGCUUUACUGGGAUUUCACUCGUGCUGAAUUCUCCCAGAACUCUGCUGAGCCUGACUGCUCCUUCUACAUUGCCAUUUCCUGCAAUGAGAAACUAGAGUUCUUUCUUGGCGAUCUCCAAGAUGAAUUGAUUAGAAGAUCCGGGUUGAUUACCACUCACCAGCUUGUGGAGCCGGCGCUUUUGUCUCGAAGAGAGCAUGUUUUUGGACGCAAGAGUUAUAUUUCUCGAGUUCAUUUCUUUGGGACCAAACACGAAAUUGGCAUAGAAUGUAGCGGUGGAAUUCUCAAAGUUAAAGUUGAUGGUGAAACGAGUGUUGUCAUCAAAAGGUUAGCGUGGAAGUUCAGAGGGCAUGAGAGAAUUUAUGUUGAUGGCAUUGAAGUAGACUUCUUUUGGGACGUUUUCAACUGGGUCAAUAGCAACAAUGGCUCCGCUAAUAGCGGGAAGAGUAAUGAAAGUAAUAAUGGAAAUGGUGGAAAUGGACAUGGUGUGUUUAUUUUCCAAGUUGGUGAAGGUGGGGUGUGGCCAGAGAUGGUAGGUCCGGAGAAGAGGUUGAUGAAGAAGAGCUUGUCAUCGUUAGGGUCCUCUUCAAUGGCGUCGGGUUCUUUGUCACGGUCGCCAUCUUGUUCAAGUGUGUUGCAGUGGGCGGAGGAGAGCAGUGACGGUGGUAGAAGCUCGUGUUCAUCAACCAGGUCAUGUGGAAGCAAUGGUGGGUUUUCACUGUUGUUGUAUGCUUGGAGGAAGGACUAA
Molecule: messenger RNA, 1023 nt
Organism: Mangifera indica (mango)
Lineage: Eukaryota; Viridiplantae; Streptophyta; Magnoliopsida; Sapindales; Anacardiaceae
Exons: 1
Coding region: 1-1023 (340 amino acids)
Source: RefSeq, a predicted model, not a curated record